Adineta steineri is the source of this 882-nucleotide messenger RNA. The record is from the annotation of a GenBank genome assembly. Lineage: Eukaryota; Metazoa; Rotifera; Eurotatoria; Adinetida; Adinetidae.
AUGAAUCCGAUCAUUGAUGCGUCGACAACUUCCUCUUCGUCAGUUGAAUUGACAGAAGCAAUGAAUGAAGCUUUUAAAGAUACUGGUGAAUUAGCAAGUAACGCAAAAAAUUUCUAUGAUUUUAUGGCCAAAUAUUUCCAAAGGCCAGAUUGGACAUUUAUGAAUUACGGCUUUGCAAUCCAAGACAAUGAUCUUCACAAAACAAUAUUAAGAAAUGGUGAUGUUGACGAUCUUAAUCCUGCUCUAUAUUACGUUCAAUUGUACUCUGCUGCUAUCAGUGAUACUAAUUUGGAAGGAUUAGAUGUAAUCGAAAUCGGAUGUGGUCGUGGUGGAGGUAGCGCAUGGAUUGCACGUAAUUUCAAUGUUAAAUCGAUGGUAGGAAUUGAUUAUUCAGAAAAUGCUAUUGAAUUUUGCCAAAAAUGUCACGCAGCUAUCCCCAAUCUUCGUUUUGAACAUGGUAAUGCUGAAUGUUUACCAUAUUCAAACAACACAUUCGAUAUUGUAAUUAAUGUUGAAUCAUCACAUUGUUAUCCAUCAAUGGAACGUUUUUUAAGUGAAGUUUAUCGUGUGCUAAAACCAGGUGGAUAUUUCUUAUGGACCGAUUUCCGCCAAGCUAAAGAAAAAACAGUUCUUCUUGAACAAUUUAAAACAUCUGGUUUAGAAAUGAUAGAAAAGGUUGACAUUACUGAAAAUGUUGAUUUAGGAUUUGAUAAAGGAAGAGAGGCGAGACUUUCUUUACUCAAAGAAUUUCCAAAUGAAUUGCAAACAAAAUUAAAAUCUUGGAUCGAAACAUCAAGGUAUAAAAAUGGUGAAACGUUUUUUUUGCGAUGUAGAUUUAAAAAACCAUUGACACACAAUAUGCAUUCGAACACCGACAUAUAA